Molecule: messenger RNA, 806 nt
Organism: Anoplophora glabripennis (Asian longhorned beetle)
Lineage: Eukaryota; Metazoa; Arthropoda; Insecta; Coleoptera; Cerambycidae
Gene: Prosbeta3
Product: proteasome subunit beta type-3
Exons: 3
Coding region: 113-730 (205 amino acids)
Biological process (GO): proteasome-mediated ubiquitin-dependent protein catabolic process
Cellular component (GO): proteasome core complex; proteasome core complex, beta-subunit complex
Source: RefSeq, a predicted model, not a curated record
UUGUUGCUGUCAUUCAGUGAGUGUUCGGUUUUGGAAUUUUGGAUUUUGAUGUGUUGUAGAACAUAGUAAUUUAACUUUACUGUUGUAGUACUGACUAAAUUUUUUAAAAAUAAUGUCAAUUCUUGCGUAUAACGGGGGUGCCAUGGUGGCUAUGAAGGGAGAGAACUGUGUGUCGAUAGCGGCUGACAGACGGUUUGGCAUUCAAGCUCAAACUGUAGCGACCAAUUUCCAAAAAAUCUUCCAGAUGGGCUCACACCUUUACGUGGGCCUUCCUGGCUUAGCCACAGACACACAAACCGUCAUGGAAAAGCUCCGGUUUAGAAAGAACCUCUAUGAACUGAAAGAGAACAGGCAAAUGUCCCCUAAAGUAUUCAGUGCAAUGUUGUCCAAUAUGCUAUAUGAGAAGCGAUUCGGUCCCUUUUUCGUCGAGCCUGUAGUAGCGGGGUUGGAUCCUAAAACUCACGAGCCUUUUAUUUGUAAUAUGGACUUGAUCGGGUGCAUUAAUCUACCCAAUGAUUUUGUCGUGGGCGGUACGGCUUCUGCGCAAUUGUACGGUAUGUGUGAAGCACUUUGGGAGCCCAACUUGGGGCCGGACGAUCUUUUCGAAACUACUUCACAAGCCCUUAUCAAUGCUUUUGACAGAGAUGCGAUAUCUGGUUGGGGAGCGACUGUAUACAUCAUUGAAAAGGAUAAGGUGACCAUUAAGAACUUGAAGACACGUAUGGAUUAAUGUUUAUUUUAUUAUAUAAGGUUUUUGUAUUUAAUUUAAAAUAUAUUACAAAUAAAACAUAUUGGUUACAAUAUUG